Molecule: messenger RNA, 393 nt
Organism: Rotaria socialis
Lineage: Eukaryota; Metazoa; Rotifera; Eurotatoria; Philodinida; Philodinidae
Source: the annotation of a GenBank genome assembly
AUGUAUUUAGAACAUAUUCAAAAUUAUGGUCUUUUACCAGAUUUAAAAUUAAGUGAACCACGUGUAUCUGGUGAAUCAAUUGAUCUUGCUGUUAAAUUAAUAAAAAGUUUUGAUGAUGAAGAUAGUAUAGCUGGAUGGGAUCAUACAAAACAUUUACCUAUUAAACGUGCAACGGUUUUUGUUUUUCUUCCGGGUUUACUUGAAAUUCAAAACGUUCAUAAAGCUCUUCGUUUUCCACGUGGAAAACCCGAUUCAGCAAAAUUUAAUUUAGAUGAUCUUGAUGAGUGUAAAAGAUUUAAUUAUAUUGUUAUUCCAUUACAUUCCGAUUUAUGUAUGGAUGAUCAAAUGAAUAUUUUUUCAUCGCCAAUAAGUACAUAUGGAAAGGUAUUUUAA